Molecule: messenger RNA, 1883 nt
Organism: Vitis riparia (riverbank grape)
Lineage: Eukaryota; Viridiplantae; Streptophyta; Magnoliopsida; Vitales; Vitaceae
Exons: 7
Coding region: 306-1631 (441 amino acids)
Source: RefSeq, a predicted model, not a curated record
GAAGUCCUCGAUAUGAUAUUAGAAUUUGAUAUGAGGUCCUGAGUCAAUCCUUUUUGGCAAUUUGCACUUUCCCAAUUCAAAUUUUGUGUGUAUUCGAUAUUCAACCAAAAUUUAUAAGUUUUCCAAUCUCAUCCAUCCUAAGAAGAGAAACAAAAAGAUAAAAAAUGAAAGUUCUAACGAGUUCCAUGAUGAAUACGCGAGAUGGGUAUAUGUUUUGGAAAAUCGUAGGAUGAGGCCCUCUGGCGAAUACAACAUAGGGGGGAGAGCGCGUGGAUAAAACUCAGUGAAGCUGGGUUUCUGGGGAAAUGGCCUCUUCACCUUUGUUGCUAUCGUCAGCAUUGUCACGAAACCCUAAUUCCGGAUUAUCUAUCCGAAGAAGACGGCAUGGAGCUCUGGCCACGACAGCAUCGUCGGAGGAAGAUCAUUCCACCAAAUUGGUCACUUUUUUGGGCAAAGGUGGUUCCGGCAAGACCACUUCCGCCAUCUUCGCGGCUCAGCAUUAUGCCAUGACAGGGUUUAAUACAUGCUUGGUGAUACAUUCCCAAGACCCAACUGCGGAAUAUCUUCUGAACUGUAAGAUUGGAACUUCUCCCAUAAUCUGCAACAACAACCUUUCGGCUGUUAGGUUGGAAACCACUAAAAUGCUUCUUGAACCACUACAUCUGCUGAAGAAAGCAGAUGCAGAACUUAAUAUCACCCAAGGGGUUCUCGAAGGGGUGGUGGGAGAAGAGCUUGGAGUGCUUCCUGGGAUGGAUUCUGUGUUUACAUUGCUUGCACUUGAGAGGCUGGUGGGAUUCUUAGGGAAUUUGGGUCGAAGAAAUCUCCGAAAAGAUAAAUAUGACAUAAUCAUAUAUGAUGGUAUUAACACUGAGGAAACCCUACGCAUGAUAGGUGUAACCAGUAGAGCAAGAUUGUACUUGAAAUAUCUGCGCAACAUGGCUGAGAGAACUGAUAUUGGAAGGUUGGCUGGUCCUUCACUCUUGAGGCUUGUCGAUGAGGCCAUGAGUUUAAGCACCAGGGGAUCCAAUCUCAAUGGGAAAAUGAGUUCCGAAAUAUGGGACAUACUGGAGCGUGCUCUUGAGAGAGGAUCUUCUGCUUUUGGAGAACCACGUGAGUUUGGCUGCUACCUUGUGGUGGACCCAAACAAUCCAGCAUCAGUGAGCUCUGCAUUACGAUACUGGGGUUGUGCAAUUCAAGCUGGUGCACAGGUUUCUGGUGCAUUUGGCACGGCUUCUCCACAUUCUGAUGUUGAAUCAGAGGAAAUAGUCAAGAACUUUUCACCCUUGCCUUUUGCUUUGUGCCCACAUGUCCCAAUGGGUUCCCUGCCUGAUUGGAAUGCAAUCAUAUCAAGCAAUCCCAGUGAAGACACACGAGAUCUUCUUUCUGCACCAGCAAGCAGCAGCAGCAAUGUUAUGGAGCCAGUUAGGUUUGAUCCAUCCAAGAAAUCAGUCAGCCUUCUCAUGCCAGGUUUUGACAAGUCAGAGAUCAAGCUAUACCAAUAUAGGGGAGGAUCUGAAUUGCUGGUGGAAGCAGGGGACCAGAGACGUGUCAUUCGUCUGCCACCAGAAAUUCAAGGAAAGGUCGGAGGUGCCAAAUUUGCAGACAGAAAACUUGUCAUCACAAUGCGAUAGUUUAGUUUCAAUUUUUUUCUCUUGCUAUAGAGGUCAAAGCAAGUAAGCACUGCAAAUUAUUGUUAACUGAUAGUAUGGUUACCAUAGGAAUUCAAGAAGAUACAGAAAGACCCUAUUAUUCAUGGCUAGUACCUACGUAUCCUGCAAACUGCUCACACUGAGAUUUGAGUCAUCCUUUAAUCUAACUAGGUUGGAGAUGAAAAAUGCAGGGGAAAAUUAUCAGAUAUUGAUAUGUCAAAACACCUGAUUUCA